This is a messenger RNA of Amphibalanus amphitrite, 758 nucleotides long. Its product is annotated as macrophage migration inhibitory factor homolog. NCBI's taxonomy places the organism in Eukaryota, Metazoa, Arthropoda, Thecostraca, Balanomorpha, Balanidae. The transcript has 3 exons. The coding region runs from base 1 to 462 and encodes 153 amino acids. The record is from RefSeq and is a predicted model, not a curated record. Gene Ontology annotation, molecular function: phenylpyruvate tautomerase activity.
AUGCUGGUCGGCCGUAUAACGCCCGGCAGAUGGGUGCUGAAGGACGUGUCGGUGGCACAUAGGGAGUCUUAUCUGCUGCAGCGGCCCAUCAGCCACCGAGAGAGCAACAUGCCGGCGUUCGAGAUCGACACAAAUGUCUCGGAGGACAAGAUUACUCCACAGAUCACCAUGGAGCUGACCGAGCUGCUCGCCGAAAUGCUGUCACUUGAUGUCAAGUUUCUGUCUGUGAUAUUCCGACCCAACCCUCGGAUGGUGUGGGCCGGCACCGCCGAGCCCUGCGCCGUCUGUCGGCUCACAGCCAUCAACAACAUUGACCAGGAGCACAACCGCGGCUACACCGAGAAAAUCUUCAAAUUCAUGCACGACAAGUUCGGCGUGCCCGGCGACAGGAUGUACUCGAUUUUCGUCACCCCCGGAGCUUCAAACGUCGGCUACACUGGUCGGCUGUUCUCUGAUAUGUAGGGCGUCAGCUCGGUGGACACAUGAAACGCCUUCUCCGAAGACGGCAGGAGACACGAGUAUGUAUUACGGUGUGACAUCUACGCGGCCAAGAGACGAAUGCACGGAGCGGCUGCAGGGCAGACGGUUCGCUCUAUGCUUUUCUUGCACUGUAAGAUAUUUGGGACUACAUAGUUUGCCCUGGUGUUGCCGUUACUACACGUAAAGUUAUGUUUGACUUUGUGAUGCAGCGUUUUACAUUAUGCCUGUAGUCAUAUGCACUGUUACACGAGCUCUAAUAAAAUGAGUUGUUUGCUACA